Messenger RNA from Penaeus vannamei (Pacific white shrimp), 1763 nucleotides. The record is from RefSeq and is a predicted model, not a curated record. NCBI's taxonomy places the organism in Eukaryota, Metazoa, Arthropoda, Malacostraca, Decapoda, Penaeidae.
AGAAUACAAUGAGAUGGCUGACAUGUGGUCAUUAGGCUGUCUGAUCUACGAACUAUGUGCCUGCAUCCUCCUUUCCAAGCAACGACGCACAAGCAACUUGCUGCUAAAAUCAGAAAUGGAAGAUAUGAACGGAUUCCAAUUCAGUACAGUAAUGAUUUACACGAAAUGAUUGGGCUCCUCUUAACCUACGAGGACUUCCUGCGCCCCUCUGCUCUCGUCCUCCGCCACUCGUCCCUCAUCAACCAUACGUCGAAGAACCCCAACAAAUUUGAGGACGACUCCCUUUGCCAUUCCCUGCGGCCCUCCGUCCUCCUGGGGCAGAAAACCAAACGAAGGCAGACGAGAACACCACCAUCAGGGAUGGGAAUACCGACGUGAGGAAGAAUGUAGCAGAGUCGUGCGAGGGGAGGAACGAGGAAAGGGGAAAGAGCGCCGACGGAGCCAGCGUCUCCAAAGAUGGCGGCAGCCUGAGUAGUGUGAGGGCUCGAGACAGAACGAGGGAGAGGAGUGGCCAAGGCGUCUCACCCAUAGCGGAAACUUUUAACGUAGCGAGAGCAGACGCUGACGGCGACUGUGAUAGUAGAAUUAACACGGGCGUUCGGGCCUCUCAGGAGAAACAGUUAGUCAGUAAUGUUAAUGAAAGCCAGGCGAGCACGUCAAGCAGCUCGCAAAUGCAUCAAGUCAAGAAUAGUUACCAGGGAAGCUAACACAGGGAUCAAGGUCUUUGUGACAGUCUUGAGAGGAUAUGUCAAGCAGCAAAAGAAGCUGUCAGCAGACCUCUCCAGGGGGAUGACAGUACUUACAAUUUCAACAUGGAGAAGCUGGAGUGUGCUUGCGGAGGCAUGUCGCCGAAGACGUGGCGAGAACGGGUUCAGGCGCUGCGGGAGUCGGAGGCGUCUGUACGGGAACGCGAGGUUUCGGUCAAGGAGCGGGAACGUGAAGUGAGCCACCGCGAGCACCGCGUCGCUGCCAUGGAGAGGGAGGCUCGCCAGCACCUGGUUCGCGCCCAGAUCUACCUCCGGCAGUCGAGGCCGCCAGAACGCCCGCCACCCUCGCCCAUCGGCCGCCGUCCGACCUGGACACGACCAGGGGGAGAUCCCCAACGGCACCACCACCAAGCUCGAUCCCCAGCGCAGCGAGAACCCCUUCCUCAAGAUGCGCGGGGUGCAGCCACACCCGGAGAAGCGCGUCACCUUUAAGAAGUCUCCCAGGGUCAAGAGCAACACGCUGGACAACCCCAGGAGUCGACGCAAGAGGGGAAACAUAUUCAGCCUGGCCGAUCGGGCUGGCUCGUCCGACAAGGCGUGCGAAGGGAUGGCUGCUUUUCGUCAGCCGUUGAAGACCGUGGGCGCUACGGAAAAGAACGCAGAGUCUCAGCAGGAAAACCACAUGAUAACUCCUGAACACGAGAGACAAACGCAGACUUCCCAGCCCGCAGCGCAGCCAAUUGCGAGAGGUGUAGGUGCAUUUUCCUUGCUAAACAAAGGUCCGUAUGGGCUGCGAGAGCGUCCGCGAAGUACCGAAAACCUCAGCAGAAAACCCACAGAGACAGCAGGAGAUAAAGAAAAUAAAGUGACGUCAGGGGCGAGGCCGAAGAAGGUCCCUGAGGUGAAGCAGGGGCUGUGGAACUGGAGGGCGAGGAAUAAGGGCGUAACGCAGCCGGGUCGCCGCGAGCAGACCGCCGGACAGAAUCGGGUGCUGCAGUUCUACAAUGUAGUGUGAUGAGACUGUCCUCUUCUCCCUCUGCGUCUUCCUGCUUUCCU